Molecule: messenger RNA, 1121 nt
Organism: Magnolia sinica
Lineage: Eukaryota; Viridiplantae; Streptophyta; Magnoliopsida; Magnoliales; Magnoliaceae
Product: probable F-box protein At3g61730
Exons: 8
Coding region: 16-924 (302 amino acids)
Biological process (GO): reproductive system development
Cellular component (GO): nucleus
Molecular function (GO): protein binding
Source: RefSeq, a predicted model, not a curated record
GAAGAAGAAGAAGAAAUGGAGAAAUCCCUGAAAACAGAAACCUCCAUUGCCUGCCGCACUUCUCCUCGGUCGAUCUUCCUUUCUCCUCAUUCUCGUUUCAACUGGUACGAAAAGGAUGUGUGGACAGAGAUAGCGAAGUUCUUAGACGGUAAAUGUCUGAUGAAGCUGGGAAUGACGAAUCGAUGGUUUCACAGCAUUGUCACGGAAGAGAGCAUCUGGAAAUUCGCUUGCUUGCGAGAUCUUCAGGUCCCUCCUCCCGAGCAUGUAACAUUCAAAUGGAUCCAGCUGUUCGCUUCCGCUUUCGAUGGAAGUCAUUCCUACAGCUAUCGUCAGCCGGAGAAGCACAUUGAUUGGAUGAGGAUUGGUGCCUUCUUUUUCGACUCGCCCAACGCUUAUUUGACGGAUAAGCUGUCCAUGCCAAAGAGAAUGCCGCGAGGUGAUUCCACAGAGAAAAUGUUGCAGAACACUGGCGCUUGCAUCUUAAAAAACGUCAAAACAGGAAUAUGGCUCGCCGAUCUACAGCUCGUUCGAUGCCCGGUUUGCAACCUCGAGACCUGCGAAGGCACCAUGCAAACGUUGGACGCAAGACAUCUAGAGCUGUUCCUUCACGAGGAAUACAAGAACGGGACGUGGGACUACCAAGAGAUCGGAUCUCGCCGCAUUGACAAGAAAUGCGGCGGAGCUGCUGGAGGCAUUUUCGACGUCAAAUACCUCAAAACUCCCUGCACUUCCGACAUUUUCGAUCUCAAAUCAUGGAUUGCCAAACGAGAGGACUGGCAACCCAAGGCACGGAUAGCUACCCAUGCAGUCGCCAUCAACACGAAUCUUCAGGAAAACGAAGGCCUUUACGUCAAAUACCAAGUAAUGCGUGGCGGAGCGGAUGGAGAAAUCGUCUCAAUGCGAAUCUCUCAGCAACUGAUAUGACUUUUUUCCUUCAAAGAUUCUCACAAAUCAGAAGUUCUUUUUCCUAGCAAAUCAAUGUUCUGUAGAUUGAUAAAAAGAACUCCCCUCGCAAAUAACUGAACUGACCAUCCAGAGGAAACGGAUUUCGCUCCCUUGCCAGCUUAGAUAUCCCAAGGAGGCGGCAUCGUUCCCUGAUUCCCUCCACGUGGAAUCAUCAA